Molecule: messenger RNA, 909 nt
Organism: Aspergillus ruber CBS 135680
Lineage: Eukaryota; Fungi; Ascomycota; Eurotiomycetes; Eurotiales; Aspergillaceae
Product: phytanoyl-CoA dioxygenase
Exons: 3
Coding region: 1-909 (302 amino acids)
Source: RefSeq, a predicted model, not a curated record
AUGUCCAGCUAUCCCACCAACAUCCGGCCAUCUCAAGAUGAGGUGAGAAACAAGCAAUUGACACCUCAAAACCUCGAGAUUGCCAUUCGCAGUCUCUAUCAUGACGGACUGGUGGUGGUAGAAGACGCCAUUCCGCACGAUUCCCUCGACCGUCUAAACACCAAAAUGGUCCAAGAUGCACGCUUCCUCCAAAGCAAGAAAGAGAACAGCCCAUACAACUACAACCCGGGUAAUAUCCAGCAAGACCCACCUCCGGCACGGGAAUACUUCGAUACAAACAUCUUCCUAAACCCCAUCGCCACACAAAUCACCACGGCUGCACUAGGGUCCCGGCCCAAAUGGACCUUUUUUUCGGGAAAUUCAGCGAUGCCACCGACCGAAGAACAUCCCCCAAUGUCGCAGCCUGUGCAUUCAGAUGCCGAUUUUGACCACCCGACGCACCCUUUCGCCUACGUCGUGAAUAUCCCGCUCAUCACGAUGACGCCCGAGAAUGGCUCCACGGAACUAUGGCUAGCAACGCAUAAAGAUUCAGGACUGCAUGUACAAGAAGGGAUGCAUGGCGAGCGAGCCAGUGGACGAAUCAAAGCAGAUGCUUUAGAGAAGCAAAGAGCAAUUCGCCCACCAUCGCAGCCAAUAGUACCCAAAGGCUCGUUUGUUCUCCGCGAUCUCCGACUCUGGCAUGCCGGGAUUGGAAACCAGACCGAUGUAGUCCGGAUCAUGCUGGCGAUGAUCCACUUUGCCCCGUGGUACCGCAACCGGAUGCGGUUGGAGCUGUCGGACAGCCUCCGGCCGGUCAUUGAGGAGCAGAAGGAUCUAGAUAUUCCGGUCACCUGGGUGAGUGAGGCGGAAGCCUUGUCGAGGUAUCUGAACCGGGGAUUUGGCAAUGAAUAUGACUUUAGCCAGAGUUGA